CGACCUACCCAAAAUUCAUUCCAUCCUGGUUUGGUCAGUUUUUCGGUCCAUAUAACCCUACUUAGCGCCUUCAAACUCCCGCCAACUCAAAAUCUCCCGUCCCAAUCACUGCUCCCACCUCCCUUCAUAUACUCCGCCAUUUCUUCCCCACAAUUUCUAACCAGAGCGCAAGAGCCCUGUUUUUUGAAACCCUGAAUCGUCGUCUGCCGGCGCAGCUCAAGGCACUCGGUAUUUAGAUCUGCUCGAUUGCUCGAACCUAGAAUGGAGUGCGGAAGGAACAUAUCGUUUUUCAAAGACAUUAAAUCUAGGGAGCUCAACGGAUUCAGAGUGAAAAAGAGACCUUUUGUAAGCAUUCAAUCCUCACUAUUCAGUGAAAUAGGAUCUGUUUCUGUUGAGCACGGAGGUCAGACAUCUCCUCCCAUGGCUAUCUCCUUCUGCAAGACAAGUAAUAAUUGCCAUAUAAUUGCUGUUUCGGAUGAGGGUGGUUACAUUAGCUUGUAUAAUACACGCUCAAAGUUUCUGUCUUCUUCCAAUUACCUGGAAAAUGCAGAAAGGGCUAAGAUUUCUGAAUGGGUUGCACAUGAAAAUGCUAUUUUUGACAUUUGUUGGAAUCAGGAAGAUAGUAAUAUAUUAACGGCUUCGGGCGAUCAAAGUAUAAAGGUAUGGGAUGCAAAUGAACAGAAAUGUGUAAGUGCAUUGAUGGGCCACACUGGAAGUGUGAAAUCUCUUUGUGUACAUCCUACAAAUCACAACAUUAUUGUAUCUGGAUCAAGAGAUGGGUCCUUUGCUCUAUGGGAUUUGAGGUGCUAUAAUAGCAGUUGCCAGAGACUUUGUAUACUGUAAGUAUUUUUUCUGCUAAGCAAGCAUGUUGAUUUACAAUUUCCAGAACUUAUAAUUUUCAAUAAUGCUUAACGCUCUCAAUUUAUGUUUUUUUUCCUUCUGUCAAAUGUAGUUGUAACUUGUGUUAUACUUCGUACUUGUUAUACCUUCACUUUUUAAGACAAGAACAUACUUCCACUUCUAAAUUUCUAACAUAAACAUAUGUCAUCACU
This is a messenger RNA of Cuscuta campestris, 1052 nucleotides long. The record is from the annotation of a GenBank genome assembly. Lineage: Eukaryota; Viridiplantae; Streptophyta; Magnoliopsida; Solanales; Convolvulaceae.